Messenger RNA from Pimephales promelas (fathead minnow), 1214 nucleotides. NCBI's taxonomy places the organism in Eukaryota, Metazoa, Chordata, Actinopteri, Cypriniformes, Leuciscidae. The record is from RefSeq and is a predicted model, not a curated record.
CUCCUAGUGAUCUAGAUUCCAGACCAACACCCUCACGGAGCUUCGGCGUCACCAAGCCAGUCUGCAAGAGAAUGACUCCAAGAUCAACGUGCGCUUCAGGAGGAAGGAAUGGGACCUUUAAGUCUAGCUGGAGUUCGGCAUUAGAUCUCAAGUCUGGAUCCACCGACAUUACCAAAGGUCAACAAAUUAAAUACAACAGAGAAUAUGAGCUUGGCAACACAGACUCGGCGACUAAGGAAAGCGCAUCUUCCUUCGGCGAAGAGAACACAAGAAAUAAAAGAAUGAAGAAAAAGAUGCCAGUUAAAUCAGCAAGCAGACAACGUGGGAAUCGCAGAGGGAAGGCAAACGACAGAGAAAGGCACCGCAUGCAUAAGCUGAACUCCGCUCUGGAUACUCUGAGAAGCGUGCUUCCAACUUUUCCAGAUGACGCGAAACUGACUAAAAUUGAGACGUUGAGAUUCGCGCACAAUUACAUUUGGGCAUUGUCAGAAACACUGAGAAUUGCAGACCACGUUCGACAAAUUUCAAAUCACGUUCGGGAUCAGUGGAACGUCACGGUGCCAAGUGCUGACUUGGAAGCGCGUUACAGCGCAACAAGCUCGUGCGCGUCCAAGUGGCACUCCACAAACUCAUCAUCAAAUUGGCAAGAAACCCAAGGCCACUACACUGAUUUGUUGCUUGAGCAAUUUAACAGUAAUUUUCAGGACAACCUGACAUUUUGAUUUGCUGAGGAAAGUCUAAUCUGCGAGUAGCAAAACAAAUCAAUUGCAAAAGUUAACUAUUGCUAUUAGUAGCUACUACGAGUAGGCCAUGACACGUUUCAGAGCUGCUCAUAUGUGUAUUAAUUUGACUUUUCGUUAAUGCCUGAAAAACAAAAACAUAAUGAUUUGAUCAUUUUAAUUUUUCAUACGUUUUAUUGCAUGCUUCCAUUUGUAUAUGACGAUGACCGACAAAUCAAUGUUGUAAAUAUUGUUUCUGAUGUUUCCUUCUUCCUUUUUUAAUUCAAGCUAAUAAACAAAAAGUUAUUUUAAAAAUCUUGUUUUCAUUCGAGUGCUUUUGUAGAAUAUAAAUUGUACAAUCAAGUAUAAUAUAUUCAUAUAGGCUACAAUGCUUCAGUGUGAAGCAAGCUUGCAUGUUGUAAUUUGACUGACAGGGUUCUGCGCAUGCGCUGUACACCAGCUGAGUUUCCAGAGCAACAGGCAUCUCAAUUGAAA